Pichia kudriavzevii is the source of this 2361-nucleotide messenger RNA. RefSeq lists its product as uncharacterized. The record is from RefSeq and is a predicted model, not a curated record. NCBI's taxonomy places the organism in Eukaryota, Fungi, Ascomycota, Pichiomycetes, Pichiales, Pichiaceae. Gene Ontology annotation, biological process: chloride transport; transmembrane transport. The transcript has a single exon. Gene Ontology annotation, molecular function: voltage-gated chloride channel activity. Bases 1 to 2361 code for a protein of 786 amino acids. Gene Ontology annotation, cellular component: early endosome; Golgi apparatus; membrane.
AUGACAACUCUUUCAAUGUGUGCAAAGAUAUACGACAAGAAAGAGUUAGUUGGUUAUUUUGUCAUGAAUGAGGAAGUGACAAAGUUAUACCCAACAGAUGAAGACCUGUUUAAAUCUUUUCCGAGUACAGUUCCCGUAGUAACGUUUAGAGAAGAAACGGCAUCUUCAGAACCCAAUGCCAAGGCCAUCGGUAAGGAAAUAUUCAAUGAGGGUGAAUAUUUAGAUGGGCAAAUUAUUCCUUGGGGAAAACUUGACAAGCUUAGGCAAAAUGAAAACCUCCACAGAGUGGAAUCGUCAAGCUCUGUAUUGGAUCGAUUUGUCAACCGAUACAAUCAAUGGCCUAUUAUCAUAUUGGCUAGUGUUACAUUAUCACUUCUAGCAAUAUUUUUAGAUUGGUCCUCCACCUGGUUGAAUGAUAUAAAAUACGGAUAUUGCUCAACCGACGUCUUUAAAGUUCGUUCAGCUUGUGAGCCAUCUAGCUGGAAAUUGUAUGGGGGGAAUCAUCGUGGCAUGGCGAAAUCCUUUGCAGAUCUUGUCAUAGUGCUCAUAUGCACUGUUGUAUUAUCAUUUCUUGGUCUAAUGAUCUCUUCCGCAAACUCUUGGAUUGUUAAAAGUGGGAUCAGUGAAUUGAUGGCUAUCAUUGCAGGUGCAGUUAAUAAUGAUUUCUUGAAUUGGAGUAUUAUUUUGAAAAAGUACGUCUCUCUAAUAUUCAUUGUUGCAUGUGGAGGGUUGUUGUUGGGCUAUGAAGGUCCAUUGAUUCAUAUAUCAUGCGGUGUUAUCAACUUUUUUUUGAACUUCCUGUCAGGCCAGUUCCACAUUUUCAACAACCUAAACAACGAGGUGGUCAGAAGAGAAUUUCUCUCUAUUGGAUUUGUAAUUGGUAUCUCGUUAGCGUUUGGUGCACCAAUCGGAGGGCUGCUUUUCUCUUUGGAAAAAUUGAAACUCGGUAAACGAUUUCAUAUGCUUAUGUGGAAUGGGUUUGUGUGCUCUACAAUUGCAACAUUUAUUUUUUUCAAAGUCCAUCCCUUCAAGAAGAUAACAAUCAAUAAGGCAUUUACGGUGGAUCUUGCAAAUGGUUAUGUUCUCUUGGAAUUGAUACCAUAUCUUUUUGUCGGUCUUAUUUGUGGAUUUCUUUCAUUGGCCUUUAAUAGCCUACAGUUGAGACUAACAGAGUUUAGAAAAUCGAGUAAAUGCUUCUCGGAUUCUAAAGCCAUUCAAUAUCUGUUAGAUCAUCCAAUAGCGGAAAUUACCCUGCUUGCAACUAUCACAACAACUAUUCUAUAUCCAUUAAAGUUCAGCGACUUGACGAUGAAUGAUUUGCUAGUUACAUUAUUUCAUGAUUGUACAGAUCCAAAUAAAAGUAAUAAUAAUAGCCAAUCCGUCUGUACAGCUAAACACGAAACGUUAGAACUCAUCUACUAUUUGGUCGUUAUAUUUAUUCAAUCUAACCUUGCAUACACUUUGGACAUUCCAGGCGGCAUCUUAUUACCAUCGUUAGUCAUUGGUGGUUUAAUAGGCCGAAUCAUUGGAAGAAUAGUUGAACUAUUUCAAAUUCACCUAGGGAGUGACAUUUUUGCACAAUGUUUCCAAGAGAAGAGAAACUGUGUGUCUCCUGGUUCUUAUGCAAUUGUUGGAGCUGCGUCAUUUUUUGCUGGUGUCACUAAUACAUCUGUUGCAGCUGUAGUUAUUGUUUUUGAGAUCACGGGAGCUGUAACCUACUUGAUUCCAUUGAUGAUGGGUGUUGUGGUUGCUAAGUCGAUUGUUGAACUUUUCGAUAGUAGAGGAUUUUAUGAGAUGUGGUUGUCUAAGACUCAUAAGAACUAUUUGGCGCCGGAAACAGUUGAAUCUUUGAAGCUUUCGCCAUUCUCUGAUGUGGCUAUAUUAGGUGCUCUAAAGGAAAGUAAGAAUCGUAUUGUCUACUAUGAUGAACUUAUUCAGAUAAAAGAGUUUAUUAAAAAGCUAGAUCAGAUAAUUGAAGAUAAUAACUUUGAAAAAGAGCUUAUAAACAAUGAUGGUUUUGUUGUUCUGCAAUCCGUACACAAUCGCUCACUUGUUGGGUUUGUAGAUUAUGCCAGUAUUGAUCGUUUAGUUAGAUUAAACGGCCAUUCGGACUCAACCCUUAUUUCUUUUUCAAGCCCGGAAAGUGAGGUAAAUAAUACUGCUGUACUUAACCUAAGCAGGUAUAUGAAAUCUAGAAAGGAGCUAUUUAUUGUCAACAGCCGAUAUCCACUAUUGUCUACUUAUGAUUUGAUGGAGAAGAUGCUCGUCACCAACCUUUUCGUAUGUGAAGAUACUACAGACGGUGAGAAAUUCAGGGGUGUUCUAAGGAUAUCUGACCUGACGGAUUAUAUUCGAGGUUAG